This is a messenger RNA of Eruca vesicaria subsp. sativa (arugula), 456 nucleotides long. NCBI's taxonomy places the organism in Eukaryota, Viridiplantae, Streptophyta, Magnoliopsida, Brassicales, Brassicaceae. The record is from the annotation of a GenBank genome assembly.
AUGGCUAACAAUCUGAGUAUCUCUGAUGGGAUUCUUUUGCAAUAUCUUUCAGCUUUCAGAGACGUACCUGUGUUUGGAGACACGGAUCUUGAGCAGCCUUCGUUCAGAUCAAACAGGUAUGUCGUGGAGAUUCAUGUUGAUAUCAGCUCCGGAGAUGCUGAAAUCAGUGUAAAGCUUCCCUUACAUGCUCGGUAUCAGCCUCUUGGAGAGAGAGUGGAGUUUGGAGAGCCAUACUUGUUCCUGUGCUCGAGACAUGUACCUAACCAGGGACAAGACAAAGAAGAUGUUGGGUUUUGUCCACUGCCGGAUCUAAAACCGAAACCAGAUCCGUUGUCUGGGAAAUCCCUGCUAGAAUCAGGAGUCAUACAGACUGCGGUUUUAUCCGCGUUUUCGAUAACUGUUGCGUCUGUCUUGAGCUCCAAGGUUGAAUUUUGUAAGAAAGCAAAGCAGUCAUGA